CUUAUAAAGCCCGCAUGCAGCGUUCGGCUAUCACCGUGCGAGGGAUCGAUGCCCGAAUGCGAGACGUGUCAACCAAUAACAGCGCGCGCACGACCCCUGCGGUCUACCGCAGUACCGUCACCCCCUCCCGUACCCUUCCCGCUCCUCGCAGCCUGCCCGCACCCGUCACCCGCAGUGCCCGUCAGCUGCCACACACAACGUACGUCCCGCACACAAUAUGGCGCACUUCACCGAACCCGAAAUGCAAAAACUAGCCGAAAUCUACAAAGACUACGACUGCCUGGGACAUAAGACACAAGUUUUACAAAAGCAGGGAAGUGCGACAGAAUGCUUACGAACUAAUGUUGAAAAGAUUGAACAUUCCCGGACUCACACUGAAGGAUAUCCCGAAGAAAAUUAAAAACUUCAGAUCUUCGUACUACCAGGAACUUAAACGGAUACGAAAUAGUUUGAAUGCGGGCGAUGAGGGGAAGGUGUACAUACCAAAAGUGUCCUGGUUUAGCCUAGCUGAUGAGUAUCUAAGUUCAAUCUGGAGCGAAAGGCAUCACAAAUACUAUAGACCAAAAGACGAAUUGAAACUACUCAUUCGUGGUAAAGACGUGCAUUUUGAAAGAAGGAAGAAGUUGAAACCAAGUGUCGACAAAACCAACGAAAACUCCAGCAACGAAAAAAUUGAAGUCACCCAAGCAUCUUCUAGCAGUAAUACAGAAGGCCCUGUAGACGAAUUAGAAAGUUUUGGAAAAUACAUUGCUGCUUCUUUACGAAGUAUGCCAAAGGAAUUUUCGAUUAUCGCUAAGACGGAGCUACAGAAUACCUUGUCAGAUGUGGAACUGAGGAUCAUGAGGCAAGCCACGUCGAGCAGGGCGUGCGACCCGCUGGGCGGAGCCUCAACCAGCAGCUUUGAUCAUAACAGUUCGGGUUGCGUAUCGCCAAGUUCUGAUUCCUGUCUGUCAAGUCUUAAAAUAGAACUUGACAAUUAGAAGGUGCAAUUAUUAUUGGAUUUACUAUAGACUUGUGUAUUUAUCAAGAUGCUUAGAUUAGUUUCGGGGCAAGCCGGAGUCCUGAAUUAGCUGACGCGGCUGAGUCGCAAGUCACUCUGGAAUUAAAAGUGUAUAAAUCCGCCUCAAGAAAGUUAUUAUAAAAAAUAAUUAAAACUCAAAUUAUUGAAAACCAACUUAUGGAUAGUAAUUUAGAAAAGUCGAUUGCUACUUUGUGGUACAGAAUAACUACAUGUACGUUAGUUUUACCGAUACCUACCAAGUAAAUUAUGUAGAUAUAAGUAUAUAUGUUUUGUAGUGAUAUUAAAUGUAUAAUAUAAUAAUAGUGAGGAAAUUUCGUCUCUUAAUUAAAAUAAAGAUGACUCAAUGAUGUACGUCGUGUUGACACCUACCCCUCCAAGCAAAAGUUAUGGACAAACGACACUUAAAGAGCAUAAUAUUUAUAAAAGAGGUUUAUAA
Messenger RNA from Trichoplusia ni (cabbage looper), 1457 nucleotides. RefSeq lists its product as uncharacterized. The transcript is spliced from 2 exons. Bases 342 to 980 code for a protein of 212 amino acids. The record is from RefSeq and is a predicted model, not a curated record. Lineage: Eukaryota; Metazoa; Arthropoda; Insecta; Lepidoptera; Noctuidae.